Messenger RNA from Cinara cedri, 6604 nucleotides. NCBI's taxonomy places the organism in Eukaryota, Metazoa, Arthropoda, Insecta, Hemiptera, Aphididae. The record is from the annotation of a GenBank genome assembly.
CUAACUGAUGUCUUGGUGGUGUCAUUGUUCAUUUUGAUCGUCUCGAACGAGUAAAAGAUCAGCGUUCACAGGUACGGUUUUUCUCACAGUCCUAUACGUCCGACAUGUUUACUUUUUUCUUUAUGAAAAUAGUAAUAACGUCUCAACGGUGGUACGGCAUGAGGAAACGCAGGUAACAUGUUAAACGUUCGGCGUGUUUUUUUCUUUCUUAAUAGGCCAUCUGAGGACCAGAGGACGUGAGUCGGUGCAGCCAUUGUGGCACGAUAAUUUCGGCGAUUACCGUUCGGGAACGUUUCAAAGUUUCACACUAUUUGCGACGUAUUUGCGGUCGAGCGGUUGGCUGUCGGCGAGUGAAGCGGAAGGUGAAGGCCUAGCCCAAGAUUAUUUCCAAGCAGUCAGCGGUCAGCACGAUAAUGCAGGAUAAUCAGGUGUGACGCGUUUAAUAUCACGGUAACACGCGAUAUCAUUGAUAAUUGUUAUCAGUGAUACGCGGCUUUUAUUAUUAUUAUUAUUCGAGUGUACAUUCAUAUCAUUAUUUAUAAUUAUUAUUUGUCUAGGACGGUGUGACCUUAUAAGUUAUUAGUUAUUUAUAAGUAAUAUAAUAAUUCAUAAAUUAGUAUUAAUACGGUGUUAGAUAGGCGCCUUUGGUGGUUUUUUUUUUAAUGAUAAUAUUUGUAUACUAUUAGUUGUGUAGUUUUCUUUUGAACAUUAUACAGUUAAUUUGUACUUUAUUUUUAUGGUUUUGGUAUUAUCUUAGUACCUACUGGGUUCUUGUUAUAGUGUACUUAAGUGUAGUUGCUACACAAUUAACAAUAGGUUAUUGUGAUUAUUUAAAUUUUCAUUAUUUGCAAUUAUAUUGUAUGAUUGUAUAUUUGUACUUUUAGUAUUGUCCUUUAAACAUUACAUUAUUUAUUAAAAAUGAAUGUAUUAAUUUUUAGAGAAAUAAUGAACUUUUGAAUAAAUUAAUAAAUUAAAUAAUAAUUCAAAAAGUCUGAUAAGCUAACCAAACUUAAAAAUUGACGUCCACGAUUCUUGUUAAAGGGUCAUAAAACCAUAAAUAUCUAAUAAAAAAGAAGUCACUAAUACCAAUUUUUGUUACUUAUGAUCCAACUGUUCACAAUAAUAAACAUUUUUGGUGCUUGCAAAAACCACUUAAAUAUCAAUUAAGUAAAUUCUGUUUGUGAUAUUAAUACCAGAGUCCAAUCUAUCUAAGUCACAUUAAAUACCAAGUUACAGGAUACAAAUUAUUAACAGUAUCUUUAUCAAUGAAAUUGAAUUCAUAGUAAAGUAAUUUUAAUAAAUGUAUUAUAAUUUUAACCAAUAAUCAUAUUAAACAUUACUUACUGUAUUCAAAUUUAAAAUAUCUUAUAGUGAAUAAUUGUUAUCUUAAUAAAUUAUGCUUUUCACUUAUUAAUAUGUGAAAUUAAAUUAUUCAACACAUUAAAUUAUGUGUUAUGUAAUUAAAUAUUAGGACUAUACAUAACAUAUAAUUAUUGAUACAAACUAAUAUAAUUAUUGUUGAAGAACUCACUUAUGUAAUUGAUUAUUUUCUAAUUUGUUUACCAAUAACUUUCCAAGUCACCUGUGAUCUUAAACUGCUUGUGUAUUCAACAAAUCAAAACUAAAGCUUUCAGCUACUAUUAACUUAUGUGCUAUGCCUGCAUUGUGUUAAAAAUUUAAGAACUUUUAGAAAUCAUAAAGUAGCUCUAAAAAUCAAACUGCUGCCCCGCUGAACCAGAAAUGCAAUAUGAGUAUUUCACUUGCCAAGUGCCAAUCCUAUUUCCAACUAUUUUAACUUAUUGUUAACAGAACAAUCCUGACAAAGUUCAUUUUAUAUUAAAUAAUACAUUUUUUUUUGUUAACUAUAAUUUACAAAAAUUGGAUAUUUUAAUUUUCACUAUCUUUGAUCAAUAUUUUUAAAUACAAAUGUUGAUAUAUAAGACUAAAUAUUGUUUUAUAUUAGUUUGCUAUCAGACAUCAAUUAUAAUGCGCACAAUUGAGUCUUGUUAAAGUAAUAGGAACCAAAUAUUUUCUGGAUUGUAUCAUGCUUAACUUUUAAAAUAGUUUUAUAUCUAAUUCCAAUAUGUAGGGCUUGAUUUCUCAAACAUUUAUUUAUUUUAGAACUAAUAAAAAUUAAAAUAAUUAAAAAUUUAAUCAAUGUAAAAAUUAAAUUUAAAAAUUGGUAAUCAAUGUAGAUACUAUUUGAUAAAUAUUUUAAAUAACCUACAAAUAUUGUCUAUAAAUAAUUAUAUAAGUCAUUAGUUAUCUCUAAGUAGAUACAAUGAGAAUUUAUGAGAUCAUAAAAAUUUAACUCGAUAAUUUAUUUAAAUUUAAUAAUACUUGAGACAAUGCAAAUGCAAAAUGCAUGUAUAAUGAUUCAUAUAUUUCAUAGUCUACCACUCUAAGAGAUCAAUUGUUCUAUAUGUACUAUUACAAAACAUUUACUUGAUGAAAAAUCAUUUAAGCUUGAAAAAGUUUUGGCCAAGUUUCGUUGAUACUUUAUCAGUAGCAAAUCAAAUUCUUGAAUUAAUAAAUCAAUUUAAAUUUCAAGGCAAACACACGUUUUAAAUUUGUUGAUAAAAUUAAUUUGACUGGUGAAUACAAAUACUGAAUCACUUUAAAUAUGUAUUAUGUGCGAUUUUGUAUUUUCGGUAACUGAAGUGUCCACAAAAUCGAUAAGUAAUACUCGACAUCCUUUUUGUAUAUUCGAACUUAAAACGAUUUUCCCAGCGAUGUACCCUUACGGAUAUCCUGACAUGUUCCUCAUUUAAAAAAAAAAAUGUUCUGUAACUUGAAUAGGAAAUUCACAUAACACCGAGAAAAUAUUAUUCAUAAAUGAAUAUACGCAGAUUAAAGAAUCUGGACCUAUCGAAAUAUAUCUCGAUGAAGAUACAAUUCGAAUCACUACAUUAUAAUUAUCUUAGUUCAUCUAAUCAUGGUUUUUACUACAAACUAAUAUAAAAAACUAUUAUCGUAGUUUAUGGUUUACAUCACAAAAAAAUUUAUAAUGUUAUGUUUACUAUACAAAAGAAAAAAAUACUUUAGAUAAUAGUGCGUUAGAAGUCAGUCUUACUAUGAUUUCAUUGUAGAUGAAAAUUAAUGUUCUAAGAGAAUAUUAGAGUAAUUUAUUAUAUACUAGCAAUGUCAUGUAAAACCGCAGGGAAUUGAAUGAACGAUAAAAUGCUAAAUGGACCUUUGGUCCAUGUAAAAUGAACAAUGUCAAUGAACACCAACGUGUUGGGCUUGAUUUGUCAAACAUUUAUUUAUUUCAGAAUUAAUAAAAAUAAAAAUAAUUAUAUUUUUUUAUUUUCAGGCCGAAAAUCGGGUGGUACAAAAAUUUCCAGAAAGAAUUGUCUAUUUAAAUGAAUUGCUAAAAAAGCCAGAGUUCUGUCUCUCUGAAAUAAAUUUAAAAUGCAACUUAGAACUCCCUACAGAGUUCCAAUUGGGAAUUAAUGUGAAAAAGUGAGUUGGUUUAAGUUUAGAUACCAUUUAAAAAAAUGGUUUCAUUAAAAAAAAAGAUACAGUGAAGUUUAUCCUUAACGUCCAUAAUAAAUUAAUUGGCUUUUUUUAUUUACCUACACUAAAAUAUUUACUCUUGAUUAAUUAUUAUAUUUCAUAAUACAUUUUGAAAACAAAAAAUGUAAUAUGUAUAAACAAAAUUAUUACAGAACAAUAAAACUAUUAUCAAUUAAAACAGUGGGUUACUGAAAUUAAUGCAGAUCGAUUAUUGUAAUAUUGGUCCAGAACAUUACUAAAUUUUUUUUGUAGUGUGAAUUGAGUUGAAGUAAUAAAUAAAUUCAAACAUUUGAUUUAUUACAGUUGUGAUGAAAAAAAUCCUCGUAAAAGUUUAGAUUCAAAACAACCAUUCAUACCAUCUAAUAAGAAUGUUACUGAAGCUUUUAAAAUUAUUAAACCCAACAUCCAACAGUUAAUUGAAGACACUAAUGCUGUAAGUGAAAUACAUUUAUAUUAUACAGGGUGGGCCCAAGAAAUGGAAAAAUUUGAAAUAAAUCAAAAACGUUUAAAACUGUUUUUCAAUAUUUAUUGUUAAAAACAUAGAGUACAUAAUAUACCAUUUUGGGUUUAGAACAUUAAAAUAUUCUGUUCGGAAAAAUAUAUCUGGAAGAUGGUGUCCAUUUUUCUGUAUGCAUUCCCGGAAUCAUGUGUAGAGGUUUUGCAUUACUCUUUGCUACUGUAUAGCAUUCGCCCAACAACACUUCUCCAGUUAAAGACACGAAUCCAAGAAGAAAUUGAUUUAAUUCUCAUAAGAUGUUAAAGAGAAUUAUGCAAAUCCUCCACACACAUACCAGGAAUGUAUACAGAGAAAUUGACACUAUUUUUACGGAUAUUUUUUUCCAAACUUGAUAUUUAGUGUUUUGAAACUUAACAUUUAACAGUUUUAACAAUAAAUAUUGAAAAAAAAUGUUUACACUUGUGAGUUAUUUUAAAUUUGUCCAUUUCUCGGACCCACACUGUACAAUCCGAUUUGUUAUUUAUAAUAAAUAUUUUAUUUAGCUUAAAAUGUGGGUGUCCUUAUUAAUUCCAAAAAUCGAAGAUGGCAACAAUUUCGGGGUAUUUAUUCAAGAAGGUACUCUUGUUCAAAUACUACAGGUCGAAAAUGAAGCUACCAGUUAUCUUAAACACGCGACUCAAUAUUAUGCAGCUCGUGGAAAACUAAUCACUAAGGUUUGUAUUUAUCUAGAUAUUUCAGUAGCAGUAAUACAAGUUUAAUAAAUAAUAAUUAUUAAUACCACGUGUGUGUCAUACAAAAAUGACUGGUUCUCUAGCUAUACAAAUAAUCAUUUCAUAUAUUUAAUAAUAAUUUUACCAACAAAUUUAUUCAGAGUGGAGUUUUUUAUACAUGUUUUGACAGGCGUAAUAUUGUUAAGGUUUUGUUAAAAAUUAAAUCUUAAAACAAUUAUAAAAAUAAUCACCAGUAUGUUUUGAAAAUUUGUCCAUGAUCAGAAAAGGCUAAUACAAAGUGAUAUUUUUUAUCAUGAACUAGAAAUUUUCUUACAGUUGUCAAUUUAUCAUUUAAAAAUAGAUAUGCAUUUUUAUUGCCCUUCUCUACUUCUCUAGUCUAAACAUUAAACAGUUAUGAUUCAUAAACUGCAAACCUAAUAUUAGUUUUAUGAAUAUCAAAAUUUCUAUUAAAAUAUUAUCUAUUCGCAUCUAUGUUCAAAAAGGGAUUAUUUUAAACUGAUUUAAGAUAUAUGGAGUAGGUGUAAAAAAUUAAAACUAAUUUUAAAAUGAAGUUUGAACAAUUCCAUAAUGAUAAAUUAAAUUCAUUUAAAAUCCACUAAGAAAAUGUUUGGUUCAUGAUAAAAAGAAAAUCAUUAUGUAUUGUACAUAAGUAAUUCUGUAUAAAAGUAUUCUGUGUACAUUUUAGCUCUCAACAAUAAUUUUCAACCUAUUCACAACAUAAUACUCAUAUUGAAAAUAACAAAACCAUUAAUGCCUUAAACUUUCUAUUUUACUUGUUUUCUUUUUGGUUUUUCCAAGAUAAGGGGUUGAAAAAUAAAUAAUAUUUCUUUCUUACUCACUAACUAGGUUCAAAAUUCAAAAAUAAAAAUAAAAGUUCUCUUGUAGUUUCAAGUGAAGCAAGUUUUUUGAUAGAAAAUAUUUAAAAUAUUGAACCAUCACAGUGUUGAAAAAAUUAUUAUUAAUUAAUGAUAUUUUCAAAUAUUAUUAAAUUUUGGAUUUUAAUUAUUGAAAAAUGAAUUAAUACAUGUUUCAAAAAUUUUACAUGUACCUACUUGGUAUUUUUUUUAACUUUGAAUGUAAGAUUUAUAUAAUAUAUAUUGUACAUAUAAUAUAACAAUUAUAAUAGAUUUGUAAUUAAAUAUAAUCUAUAUAUUUUUUAAAAUAUAAAAUACUUCUAUUCUGAACUAAUGCAAUAAAAUAAACCUAAAUAUGAUAUUUAAAAUGUUUAUAAAAUUGAUUGAAUUUUUUUAACUGGAUAAUAUGUUUGUAUAAGUACUUUAUUUGUUAAUUGUCUAAAUAGCUUAUAAUAACAUAAUGUUAAACUUUGAGUGUAGUAUCAUAGUUUUAUUAUAAUAUGUGUGUAUAAAUAUUGAGAUUAAUUAUUGUGUAUGUUUUAUUGUCUAAAUUGAAUUAAUUUAAUUCUUCUAAUGAAUGGGGAGCUAAGUGUUUCACCCCACCUGAAAAAUUUAAAAACUCUAAUUGUUUAAUACCAUUUGAUAUUGUUAGUAAUUUUUGUAAUAAGGAUGUCUAGCUAUUUAACUUUAGUUCUAUUAUAGAUUAGCCAAAAAUUGUAUUUUAAAAAAAAAUUGUUAUAAUUUUUAAACUGUUGUUCAUGUUUUAGGUGGUGAAAUAUCCUUAUGUAGAAGAUUAUAAACUAGCAAUAGAUGAAUUGGACAAAAAAACGUAUGUAUCCAUUGCCAUUGUUAUGCAUGAUAUACGCAAUCAUUAUACUACAUUGUACGACAUUGUGAUCAAGAACAUUGACAAAAUAAAAAAACCUCGGUCCUCAAACACUACUAGCUUUUAUUAAGAAGAAUAAAUGAUCUGUACUCGUUUAUUUAGAUUUUCUCACCUUUAUCAUUCAAACAUAUGCAAUGAAAUCCUAUAAUAUUUGAACAUA